GGGGCGUGGCCUAGGCGGCGGCGGCCCCGCCCCCCGCAGUCCGGAACCCGCGCGCUCACUGCCGGAGGUGGCGGAGAUUCGCCCGCUUCUGUGCGCGUCCAUGGCCGCCGCGCUGCUCGCCGGGGCCUGCGGCCCCCUUCGCGGAGCUCUCCAUGCUCGGGUCUGGCGGAAGUUGCACACUAUCUACCAGUCUGUGGAACUGCCUGAGACACACCAGAUGUUGCGGCAGACGUGCCGGGACUUUGCUGAGAAGGAGCUGUUUCCCAUUGCAGCCCAGGUGGACAAGGAACACCUUUUUCCGGCUGCUCAGGUGAAGAAGAUGGGUGAGCUGGGACUUCUGGCCAUGGACGUGCCCGAGGAGCUUGGUGGUGCCGGCCUCGACUACCUGGCCUACUCCAUCGCCAUGGAGGAGAUCAGCCGCGGCUGUGCCUCCACCGGAGUCAUCAUGAGCGUCAACAAUUCUCUCUACUUGGGGCCCAUCAUGAAGUUUGGCUCUGCAGAGCAGAAGCGGAAGUGGGUCACACCUUUCACCAGUGGUGACAAAAUUGGCUGCUUUGCCCUCAGCGAACCAGGGAACGGCAGCGAUGCCGGAGCAGCCUCCACUACAGCCCGGGCAGAGGGCGACUCGUGGGUCCUGAAUGGCACCAAAGCCUGGAUCACCAAUUCCUGGGAAGCCAAAGCCACCGUGGUCUUUGCCAGCACAGACAGAUCGCUGAAGAACAAGGGCAUCAGUGCCUUCCUGGUUCCCAUGCCAACUCCUGGACUCACGUUGGGAAAGAAGGAGGACAAGCUGGGCAUCCGGGCCUCAUCCACAGCCAACCUCAUCUUUGAGGACUGUCGCAUCCCCAAGGAGAACCUGUUGGGGGAGCCAGGGAUGGGCUUCAAGAUAGCCAUGCAAACCCUGGACAUGGGCCGCAUCGGAAUUGCCUCCCAGGCCCUGGGCAUUGCCCAGGCCGCCCUCGACUGCGCUGUGAACUAUGCUGAGAACCGCCAGGCCUUUGGGGCGCCCCUCACCAAGCUCCAGGGCAUCCAGUUCAAGCUGGCAGACAUGGCCCUGGCCCUGGAGAGUGCCCGGCUGCUGACCUGGCGCGCUGCCAUGUUGAAGGAUAAUAAGAAGCCCUUCACCAAGGUCCACCCCUGCUGCGGGGCUGUGGAGUGGGGUGCUCCCCUUCAGGGGAGGUUGCUGACUGCCAUCCCACUGGUUAGGAGGCGGCCAUGGCCAAGCUGGCUGCAUCGGAGGCCGCUACAGCCAUCAGCCACCAGGCCAUCCAGAUCUUGGGUGGCAUGGGGUAUGUGACAGAGAUGCCCGCUGAGCGCCACUACCGUGACGCCCGCAUCACUGAGAUCUACGAAGGCACCAGUGAGAUCCAGAGGCUGGUGAUUGCUGGGCACCUGCUCCGCAGCUACCGGAGCUGAGCCUCUGAGGGACCAGUGCCCAGCUGGCAGCGCCACGUGCCUCACCUUGACUCCAGGCAGACCGUGGGCGGGCACCUGCCUCUGCAAGUUCCCCGGCUCCCUGCUCCACAGAUCAAAGUAAAUCUCAGGGAGAGGACAGGCCAGCCGCUGUGAGGACACAUCCAUCAUCAGCGUGGAUCCUGGGUCCUGAUGCCCCUUCUGACCGACUGUGCCUCAUUUUCUAACCCUGAGUGGCCAUGGCCUCCUGCAGGCAGGACCUUGGGAAGGGCUAAAUGACACAGUGACUCCCCAGUGCCGUCCUGUGGACCCUGCACCUGGGCAUGGAGACUCAGGAGGGACAGGCUGUCCUCAGGGUCAGGGCCCAGGAGGAGCAGGUGGGUGCCUUAGCAGCUGUGGUCAGGCCCUGGGGUCCCUGGCUGGGGAGAACUGCAGGGCUGGGUCACGGAGCCGCCUCAGGUCCGGGUGGGUACAGUGUGUGGCCUGCUGGUCAUGUGGGGACUGACUGCUAAUAAAGCCUACCUGUGCCCUCCCCGCC
Messenger RNA from Ictidomys tridecemlineatus (thirteen-lined ground squirrel), 1951 nucleotides. Lineage: Eukaryota; Metazoa; Chordata; Mammalia; Rodentia; Sciuridae. The record is from RefSeq and is a predicted model, not a curated record.